UAUUUGAUGUCACUUCUUCUUUUGUCUGACCAUCUUAUGCCUCCGCUGACUUCAGAAUUCUAUGUCUUCGCAGUAUAUAACGACGAUCUACUACAAGCCGACAUGAAAGCAGCUUCGGGACGAUGUACUUGCGUCGGGCUACGAUCAUCCAUUCACAGACAUUCUUCUGCAUAGAGUUCCCUCCAUAGCCAUCCUCCCGUCAUCUCACUCCAUACCGUCUCACCACACAUCACGUCUCGUCCCGCACCACGAUGAUUCGAUCCGCUUCCGCCUGUUGUAUGUACUCAACAUUCUCCUGGGCUCCGCCGUGCUGUCCGACUACUAGAGAUGUACAAGAUGGACCCGGCGGAGCCCCCGCUUCCUCCUAGACUGCCUGACGGGCGACCCUACGGUCGCGCUGCCCCGCCGCGGCCUCCCUUCACCCACCCAGGCCCCUACUCAGCGAGAAACCACCUUGACAGCAACAUCCGUGUAUCUAUGCAUCAGUGCUCGCUCGCCCUGUCUAUCCCAUUUACCCCGCGAGUGGCUCCUCUGCUUUUGUCGCCAUCAUCAUGUUACGCACUAUGUAUCAUGCCCCUCUGUUUCGCAUGUGUUGCUUGUCCUCACUGGUCUACGAGUAGCCCGUCUUGCAUAUUAUACCACCUGACUCGCAUGACCCUGCAACUGGAACUUGAUAGUUGUCCGUGUGCUAUGCUCGCUGCCCCGCUACCUGAUAUCAGCCUACCCCAUCGUGAGGGUGAUGUGGGUCAUGACUCGAAAGUUUGGACGUUUGAACUUUUGGCAGCGCAGUAAUUUGCAACAGCCUGGAUCGUGCGUAUACUACCACUCCCGUCGCAGCUGCCAGUUCUUUUCAUUUCCGAGUACACGUUCGAAUGAUGAAUCAUUUGAAUUUGU
Messenger RNA from Rhodofomes roseus, 894 nucleotides. RefSeq lists its product as uncharacterized. The transcript has a single exon. The record is from RefSeq and is a predicted model, not a curated record. Lineage: Eukaryota; Fungi; Basidiomycota; Agaricomycetes; Polyporales; Fomitopsidaceae. The coding region runs from base 328 to 792 and encodes 154 amino acids.